Molecule: messenger RNA, 2316 nt
Organism: Papaver somniferum (opium poppy)
Lineage: Eukaryota; Viridiplantae; Streptophyta; Magnoliopsida; Ranunculales; Papaveraceae
Product: endoribonuclease YBEY, chloroplastic-like
Exons: 12
Coding region: 165-1973 (602 amino acids)
Biological process (GO): rRNA processing
Molecular function (GO): metalloendopeptidase activity
Source: RefSeq, a predicted model, not a curated record
UUAAGGCCCUCAGGGGAACAGAACAAGAACAAAACACAGAACAAGGGAAGAUUUUUGAUUUGAGAUCCCCAAGGUCUAGGGAUAUCCCUUCAUUUGAUAGGUCCUGAAACAAACUAAAACCCUAGAAAUCUCCUCUUUCACCAAAAUUUUACAUUUUCAUCUGAAUGCAUUCCCAUUUUACCUCAUCUAUUCGUCGAACAACAAUUCUUGUCACAAAAUACACUCCAGCGACUAUCUCGCCGGAGUUUCAAUCCUCUCUUUCAAUGGCCAGAAUAGCAGCAUCCCACACCUUACCUCUAGCUUUCAGAUCAUCAUUAACUCCUAAUAAUCAAAAUUCUCUUCGUUUUCUUUCUCAUAGUACUUCCCUAUCAUCAUUAUCUUCUUCUUCUGUUUUUGGUGGAAGAAUACAAAUUUCUUAUGGAGAAAACAAGAACAGGAGAGGGAUUUUUGCAAAUCAAAGAGGGUUUAGUAGAAAAGUGAAACGGAGUAAACCCAAGAAGGAAAAAGAAUUGGAACUCAAUGUUAGUAUUGGUAUUGAAGAAGGGUUACCUGAAGAUCCUGAAGUUCUGAAUAUUGCGGAACUGCUACGUCUAAAUGUUCCUAUGGCAAUGAAACUAGCAUUUGAUGGACUCAAAGAUUCUCCGUAUAAAACUAGGGACACUUCCAUUGAUGAUGUUGGUGGGUACGAAAGUGUUGAGUUAUCAGUACUUCUGUGUAAUGAUGAUUUUAUUCGAGAGCUUAAUAAAGACUGGAGGGAUGAGGACCAUGCUACCGAUGUUCUCUCCAUGUCACAACAUAUGCCGGGGCUUAAGCUACCAAUGCUUAUGAUGGGUGAUGUAGUUAUUUCUGUUGAGACGGCUGCAAGACAAGCAGCAGAGAGAGGGCAUACUCUUCUUGAUGAGAUCCGUGUCCUUAUGGUUCAUGGACUCUUGCAUCUUUUGGGAUUUGAUCACGAGAUUAGUGAUGAAGCGGAAGAAGAGAUGGAAAAAGAGGAGGAACUUCUUUUGAGAAGUCUUGGAUGGAAGGGAAAAGGAUUAAUUCAGUGUGCCAUUGAUGCUGCAAGCGUUGAAAGUCCUCAAACAGAAUCUCCAGAUGGUGAAGUAUCAAGCGACAGGAAGAAAGAAGGCAGUCUUCGGUUUUAUAAACCAAAAUUCAACUAUAUAUUCUGUGACAUGGAUGGAACUUUGCUAAAUAGUAGAAGCCAGAUUAGUUCGACUACAGCAGGAGCUCUGAGAGAGGCUAUGUCCAUGGGAGUGAAGGUUGUGAUAGCCACUGGAAAGGCUCGUCCUGCUGCUAUGACUGCUUUGAAGGCAGUAGGUUUAGCAGGAAAAGGUGGCAUUCUUUCGGAAAGUACACCUGGGGUCUUCUUACAGGGGUUGCUAGUUUAUGGCACGCAGGGGAGGGAAAUUUUUAGAGGAAACUUAGAUACUAGUGUUUGUCGGGAGGCAUUUAUGUACUCGUUGGACCACAAAGUUCCUCUCAUUGCAUUUGCACAGGACAGGUGCUUCACACUGUUUGAACACCCGUCAAUAGACUCACUUCAUCUUGUAUACCAUGAGCCCAAGGCCGAAGUCAUGCCUUCUCUUGACAAUCUCUUAAACACUGCUGAUAUACAGAAACUGCUAUUUUUCGACUCUCCUGAGUCGAUAUCUACUACAUUGCGACCAUAUUGGUUUGAAGCAACAAAAGGGCGUGCUGGUGUUGUUCAAGCCAUGCCUGAUAUGCUUGAAAUUGUUCCCUCCGGAACUUCCAAAGGAAGUGGAGUAAAAAUGUUGCUGGAUCAAUUGGGCGUCACCCCAAAAGAGGUAAUGGCUAUUGGAGAUGGAGAAAACGACAUUGAGAUGCUUGAGCUGGCUUCUCUAGGUGUAGCUCUUAGUAACGGAGCAGAGAAGACAAAGGCUGUUGCAAAUGUUAUUGGCCUCAGUAAUGAUGAGGACGGUGUAGCUGAUGCCAUUUACCGGUACGCAUUCUGAUUAUCAGAUAAUGAAGAAAAGUAGAAUGAUUUUCGUCACACCCUUACUGCCAAUUUUUUUUAAUUAUACCUCAAUAUUGUGAUUCAUUCGAAUGAACAAAAAAAGAGCAGAAAUCUGCCUUAUUUUUUCACUGAGCAAUGCCGAUGCAGCUCCUUAACUGCUGGUUGUUGGCAACUGCUUCAUCAUAAUGAGAAAUGAAGUUUUGGUUAUUAUUGAUACCCAUUCAUACAGUCUCCUUGUACUAAUAAAGGCAGGACGGUGAUUAGAAUUACUUUUUUCUAGAAUCAUGUCCAUUCAAAUGCCCAUUUCUGCUUACCAAAUGGUAAUUAUAUUUUUUAAUCUA